Messenger RNA from Paramecium pentaurelia, 1202 nucleotides. NCBI's taxonomy places the organism in Eukaryota, Ciliophora, Oligohymenophorea, Peniculida, Parameciidae. The record is from the annotation of a GenBank genome assembly.
AUGGAAACUAAUUACUAAAAAGAAACUAAAAGACCUUAAUAGGGUAAAUUUUUAUUUACUAUAUAGUUAUCAAAAUGGCGAAAUUAAACAACAAUUAUAAAGAACCUGAGGACACAUAUGAGCCAAAAAGAAGAGUAAAAAAUUAGAGUACAUUUUGUUCAUUAAACUUAGUAUAAUAAUUAAAUGAGGAUUCUUCAACUUUUAAUGGAAUCGAGUAUUUUGAAAGCCUAUAAUCAAAAUAACUAAGUGAAAAGAAAGAAAAGACUCCUUUAAAAUUAGAGAGUGUGUCUUCAAUUUUGGCUAAAGGAUCCUUAAGGGAAAGAUUCUCUAAUCUUCAUUUGAUUUCUUCUAUUGAUAAAAUGCUUAUGCAUAGUAAAUAUUCCAGCUUGUGUCACUUUUUCAAAGAAAUUGAUGAAAUGCUUUUAUUUCUCCAAAGCCAACAAAAACCGCCAUUCUUAAAUACAAUUUAAGAAUUAUUGAGCCAAAAUUCUAAAAUUAAAGUCACUUAAUAAAUUAUUCAAUAAAUAUUGGAAAUAUUUCCAAAUGCUUAUGAUGUUAAUUGGUCUUUGAAUGAAAAAUUAAUCAGAUUAGAUAGGAGUGAUUUAAUCAUAAAGGCAAAUAUAAAAUCCCAUGUUUAGUUGGGAGAACGAUUAAAUUAUUUUAAAUAAUUGAUGUUUGACUACAUAUAAAAAAAUGGAGAACAAAUUGGUUUAGCAGUUUUGCCUCAAAAUCCAUUUUUUUUAAAUUUACAAACUAAACCUGAAACAACAGAUGCUUUAACUAAAUAAAUCUAACUAUAAACUUAAAAACAUGAAAUUCAAAGUCAAGUAUCUAAAGAGCCAACAUAUUCUAAAGUCAGUUAAAAUUUAAUCGAAAAAUUGAAAUAAAAAAAGAAACUAGAGAUUGUUCAAACUGAUCAUUCAGCACCAAAAAAGUAAUUAAUAGCUAUAUCCUCUUUGAUUCAUUAAUAUUUUCUUAUUAGAGAUGUAUCAAACAUGUUUUUAACAAACAUAGUCAAAUACAGUCUAAAUAGUUUAAAACAAUUUAUUCUAGAUGAAAAUUAAUUAAAAACUUAUAUUGAUUAAUUAAUAAAAUUAUGUCCACAUUGGAUUCAACUUAUUGACAAUCAGAAUGGCUAAAUUUUAAGGUUAAAUAAGGAAAUAGAUUUACCUUCAAUUAUAAGGUCUAUUGAAUAAAUGUGA